Molecule: messenger RNA, 7351 nt
Organism: Spirometra erinaceieuropaei
Lineage: Eukaryota; Metazoa; Platyhelminthes; Cestoda; Diphyllobothriidea; Diphyllobothriidae
Source: the annotation of a GenBank genome assembly
AUGGGUGGGGGUGCUGAGGCAAUCGACGAGAGGACGCCGGAACUGAAGGUGGAAUCGCCUGAGGAUUUUGUCGACAUCCUUGGCAAUGGCUUGGUGACUAAGAAGGCGAGUGGUGAUCUGUUUUUAAUAUGAAUUUUUCGGUCGAGGCGGGGUAGAAAUAUUAAUUUCCGGUUAUUAUUGAAAAAUUCGCCAAUACUUAACACGUUUCCCUGUCUUUUUCGUCGCUAUUUCACUGUAGGCGGCUAUUUUCGCCCCUUUCGGUGACGCACCUGCGAUUCCGGCCGAAUCCAUUGAAUUUUUUUACAACUAUUGCAAUAGCUAUUUUCCCCUGACCUAGGUCGGAGGAGCGUGUAAAAGUCGCAAUAUCUGUCGAAUAUCCAUCCUACUCUGGGAAGGUGAUCUAUCAGUCCUUGUCCGCGUCCUUUCAAGUCAGGUCAGGCAGCGCCUCGUUCUCUUGAAGCAUAGCGCACAAGUGGUUGCAAGGAGUUUCCAUCCUUCUCCUGUCGUUUUGAAGAUGAAAAAUGGGAUUCUAACUCUUCGCGAAUCAGCUUUCUGUUUAGCUUCUUGCACAUAUGUCUACUUGUGACUACCUGGAGUGGCGAAAACAGCUACAGACGCACGUAACAUUCGUUCCGAAAUGCUAAGUGGGAAGUCUGUUUUUUUUCAGCUUACCCAAUGACAGAUGGCGGUGUGCCGGCAGCAAACGUCACCGUCACCAAGGUUCGCAUUACCGGAUUUGUCUGCAGCACCCUCGCAUUAUAUAGCUUUCUUUUACGGCGUAUAACUAGGAUACGUACCGCUUGUCGCACUCUAUGAACUUCGGCCGGGUUUUUUAAAAAUGCUGCCGCGAAGAACGUCAAUAUUUUCGGCCUCCAAAUUGACUAAAGCGAGCAUGCACGUGGUCGUGCUAGGUGCAAUUUCAGUUCUGUGCGACCGCUGAGGCAUGUCGGCUUUCCGAUCUGGACCACGUCGAAAAUGUCGCCGUAUUGGCCUGAACCCCUGUUGACUUUUAUGGUGUUCUCUAUGGAGUGGAUGAGAUCGUCUAGUCCACUUGUCUAUUUGUAAUUGCUGUCAAAAUCAAAGUAUUCCCUAACGGCAUCUCUGAAUAUAAGAAAGUAGCUCCGUGGUUGACGCGUGCUUAUAGGGACAGGGGUUCCCAGUACUUCAGCCCUCAGUGGCUACCAGUCAGAAAACCUAGAUUUUUUCAUAAGCUCUUCGUGGAGUCCAUAACUUCAUCGCAAAAUUAGUCACCACAGAUACCCGCGUUUACUUGACGCCUAUCUGACCAGUCCUCUUCUGUUGCAAAUGUUGGUGUUGAUGAUGAACGGGUGGAAAUCAAACCUUCCCAAUUGCCCUUGUCCGAGAGCAGUCUUCCCUAGUAUAUAUAUCCAGCACCACUCAACAAAGCCUGCGUUGGUAGUUUGGGACUAUUUUAAAGUUGGCUGGAUCGGACAUAUGCACAUACGCAGAAGGUGCAGACACCUUCAUUGUCGGCUGCUGUCGUUACACUCUUUCACUCGUUAAAUUUCCGAAAUUAAGGCAAUACCGGCCACUUGACAGCAGGUACGACAUGAGAAAUUGGACACCCUGUAUGCGGACAUACAUAAAGCACCUUUAUUCUCAUUGUCUCCAUAACCGAUCAUUUUGUCUUAUAAACACAUCUCAACCGUUCAUACGCAUAAAUGCGAAAAGUUGCGACCUUACUACACUUUCAUCAAGCUCAUUAAGCAGGCGUAUUACUUGCAAAACCUCUUCUGUAUUUACGAUAUGCCCUUAUAAAAAACAUCCAUCUACAACAGCAUCCUUAUAUGCCGCAUCCAUGUCGCAUGCGACAUAAUCAUAUAGGAUCGCCAGUUAUCGGAUUUGCAGUUUUAGUGAAAACUUCAACCGUGCUGCAGUUUGCACCAUGCCUGAACUGAUCUUUUUGCCACAAUGAACGUGGUAUAUUGUUAGCACACGCCUAGUGAACUGAUGGUCGAAAUACGCACAAGCUGAAUCACGUCAACUUGUAAACCAUGAAUUUGCUACAUUACCAUCGAAAUUUAAUUGGAUGCCUGUCGAUAUUCUUUUUUAAGGUUCUGAAAAGGGGACUUGGCCGCGACAGUCGUCCUAAUCACGGUGACUCUGUUGUCAUCAGCUAUGAGGGCUGGCUCGAGGAUGGCACUGUAGUAGACACGGAAAGCCAUUUAAGCACUGUUCUUGGCGAGGGGGACUGUAUUCAUGGUAAGUUAGUCAGCAAAAAUCUUAUGCUGUCAGCUUUGCGCCUCGCGCUUCCUUUAGCUGAAUUAAAGGAGGAGUUCGAACUGAAGACAGAUUCUCGUUUCGCUUACGGCGAUUUAGGCCGGUGAGUUUUGUUGCAUUUCUUGUGACUGAACUGCGUGCCUGCUUAGCAGCUUUUGUAUUAUUCCAUUUUAGAGUUAACACAUCAUACCUUCAUCUGAGUCAUAUACCUCAUUAUGUAGUUUGAUGACAGUCUUUUGACACGUUUUGUUCAAACUGACAACCGCCAAGAACCUAGUCUUCUUUGCUUCACAGUGACUUUACCGGCGAUGUUUCGAUAAGAGUGGCCUGUAUUUUUGCACACGAUCUGCAGACAACUUUCACGAAGUUUAUUAUGACUGCUUACGUAAUUUUUACACGCAAAUGAAUUAUUUGUAUGUUAAAAACAGGCAAGUAUGCCAGUUGCAUUUUUAAGGCAGGUUUGCUACUUUUAACAUAUGCGGCUAAACUUAUGGAAUCACCCAGAUCGUUGCACAUGUCUGCAGAUAGACAACAUUACUUGAACAGUGUCCUAAUACUUAGUGGCAUGGAUCAUGCACUAAGUUAUUUCGUACGUGGUAGCAUGCUUCUUUUUGGUAAAUUAUUUUUGCAAUCGCCUAUUGACUGUUGUGUUUUUUUUCAUUGAUUUCCAAUGCGAAUUUAGAGUGAGUAGUAUGUCAUGGUAGAAGGGGCAUAAGAAUUGCAUUUGCUCAUAAACUUUAUUACAGGAUCUCUUUAAAUCUAUUACUUGAUAUAAUUAACAGUUUCAGAUUUAAAACAGUUCUUAUCUAAAUUUCUGGGGAUUAUGAUUGCUUGCGUAGUCUAGUACUCAUGGUCUUGUUAGAACUUGUCGCAACGUACGCGGCGUGACCCAUGUCUCUUGCGAUAUUUCAUGAGUACCAAGAGGUCUCGUCACAGAAAGAAAGAGUUGUCCUGCAGAAAAUGCGCAGACCGCGUAUUUCUUGAACAGCAGUUAGGGGAUACACUUCAGAAGAUGAAGACGCGAUCACUGGGACAAGAAGUUUAUUUGCCUGACGUUUCGGAUUCUCACUCGAAUCCAUCAUCAGAGACAUUCGCAGAUAGAGGGGAUACACUGUUGAUUUCCGUACCGCUACGCCGUGGUUUUUUUCUUGCGCAUAAAGAUGACAGAGUGGAGAAAAUUUUAGCUGUGGUCUUUAAGAAGGCCAGCCGCUCCUUAACGGAAAAUGUUAGACGAGAACAGUGAACCGAGGCAGUCAUUUGCGUCCUGCCCAGCCGAGCUAAACAACCUCCAAGCGCAUCUUUUCCUCCCGCAAUUUGGAUUGUAGACGCACUUGUAGACCGUUUCCAACCAUAUUAAUUUGACGCAUAACUUGCUAAAUGAAGUAGGAUUAUCUCGUUAGAGAAGAAUUUGCUAUUGGUUUUAUUCAGGACGGCUCCAGAAAUAGUUAAGGUUUCUCAUGCUGUUCUCCAACCGCGGGGAGUUUGACGUGCUCUUACUUUGGCUAGUUUGUAACCACUGGGCUUCCAUAGACUGGAAGAAGCUGAUAUGUAGUGGCAAAUUAUACGUUGAGUGCGACAUAGAGCGCGCCGACGUUACGCCUACCCUACAACAGUGAUCUGGGUUGCCUUUAUGGGACCACUAGGAAGUUAUCAGUUACAUGCCAUGAAUGCUGAUUACUUAGUGAAUGUGACAUGAAAUUACCUAAUUUCCAUGCAAACGUAAGCUUUUGAUUUUUCUGCCUCUUCAAAAAGACCACCAGAAAUCCCCAGCAAGGCCAAACUCACAUAUCGUGUUGUGCUGGAACAGUGCGGAGAUCCUCCAUGCUAUGAAAAAAUGUCAAGAGAUCGUCGUUUCCAAAUAGCAGAUAGAAAACGCGAAAAGGGGAAUUACUACUUUUCGUGAGUCCUUGUACAUAUCCAACUUAAUUUCUUUUCGUAUUCUCCACUGCCGUUCCACACCCAACUUUCGAAUUUCACGCCUUUAUUCGGGCGUGCGCACUUUUGAUGUUCCAGUAACUCCUUUAACGCAAAUGUUGAUCAGACUCCUUGAGCCUUCAGCCACUAACUCCUAAGGAAAAGUUAGUGUGCGGUCCUUGACCUCUUUCAGAUUUACAAAAUUUCUAGUUUUGAGGUUUAGUAGAGGGCAAGUGGAUGACUGAUCAUCCGUGAUAAUCCUCUGCCGUUUGUGUACUUAGCAGGGACCAUAUUUACUGGCCAUCAUCUCUUCCGCAUUGGCGACUUUGCACUUUUAGCCCUUCUAUAGUCCGUCUUUCCCGGUAUUGGGUCAGUUAGUCUUUGUCUACUUCUCUCAAAGGUGCCUUCACUUAGCCCUUGAUUAUUAUUUCUCCUUGCUUAUGCAGCCGGCAAGAAUAUCAGUUCGCGCUGACGACUUAUGUAAAGGCUGUCGAAAUACUUACCAUCCGUUCGGACUCUGAUGAAAUUCUGUCUGAAUCCGAGAACGAUGCUCCUCCGCGGUCUCUUACUGAAUUCCUGGAUCUGGAGAUAAAGUUGAGAAAUAAUGUUGCUGCCUCACAGCUGAAGGUAUAUCUUACAUGCUGUUCAUUUAACCUGUCUAGCUGUCUACAGUGUGGUUCCUAAAACUAUGGCCAACUCCAAGCAUGCUUUGGGAAAAUUGAUAGUUCACGCGUCCUAAGCUAUAUGCAGCUGGACAUUAGGCAACUCGCUGGUAUCGGGCCAUUCGGCACACUGUCUUACAAAAUAAGAGCUGGUGAGACUAAAGGAACUGAAAUGUCGGUCUUAGCCAGUUAUGUCUUAUCCUUUGCGCUAAACCGAUGUUUGAAGGGCUAUGAAAAGACGAUUAAUACCUCACUUUCAAAAAAUAAGAUGGUUUUGUGACACAGUGGUCAAAUGCAUUUUUAUUACUCAGAACCUAAUUGCGCUCGCACGUCGACCUGAGGGCCAUUAACUGAAGAUUCUGGAUUCCACGCCGGAGAAGUUUUGUAUCUCCGAGGACUAAUCUUUUUCUGCUUGCAAUAUUUAAGUUUUUCUAAAUUCCUACUUGUGGGGACCUGCCUAUAGAGUGAUAUGAUUUCGAGCCCCCAAACACUGUCAUCUAUCCGAACUUGGCCGACUACCCUUAGUAAUACUCCCUUUACCAUGCAAUUAUGUAUUCACUUUCCGUAGCUUCUCCCAGUGAGGCUUUAAUUUAUUUCUCUCCCAACUUUUUGCUUUAGCUCGAAGCCUAUCAAUCAGCCUCAAAGACUUGUGACGCAGUCCUUCAACUAGACCCGACCAAUUCAAAGGCGCUUUUUCGGAAGGCAAAGGUUAUUUCAACUGCAGAUUUUUUGUUUUUAACCAGAAAUAUUGACCUUCGUAGUACUGACUGGGUCUGCUUUUCUGUGCUGUUAGUAACUAUCUGUAGAAUGCGACAACCUGAUAAUGGUUCGGCCGUCUCGAAGGACGUGGCCCAUCACUGCCCCUCGAGGUAGACCCAGUAGUGAUUUGUACGUGGAUUUGCUUAUAGUGAGACAGACCUGCUACGUAUGUACUUAAUUCUCCUCACCCACAGUUUUCUGCUGUCAAAGCAAAUGUAGGACGACUGGGACUGGCCGUGGCUGCAGUGGCUGACAACUAAACAGCCCAUCUAGGUGUACUACACACGACCUGGUUCCCAACAUGUCCCCGUCCACAUUUGGGGCAGGGAUUUCGGAUUUGGGAACCACCGCGAUCUGUCCUCGUUCCAAAGGAGGACUGAGUUACCCCGUCAGCUGAUAAUCCCCCAAGUCACGGCUGUUUGCGCGUCUGAUUCAUUAUAGUAAGAAAUGCACUAAUUUUCCAUGAAGACGACUUCCCCAUUAUUGGCCUCACUAACCCUUUUUAUGAUACUACCGAACUGUCCGAGUCAAGCCAAAUGGAAAUGAGAGUGGGCACAAUGGCAGACGUGCCAUACGUAUAUACUGCAGUUGUUACAGGCAUUCUCAGACUCGGCGCAGCCCGAUGAACGCGUACAUUUAACCAGUGGAGCCUCCGUUUUGUUCCAACGAAUAUAAAGCAGGGCCCGUUUUUGGGGAGUUUACAUGGCAGAAGCCAGAAAACACACGGACUGGGCCUCCAUUUCGUAUAGGUACGUGGGCUAGAUUUUAUGUGAACAGACAUUUGUUCUCCUCACUGAACAAGCAGCUGUCCGGUCCUGCGGGAACUGGCAGCCCUCUGACUACUACAUUUUAUUCGCACGGAAAGGCCAGAUUACCGAGAGCGCUUCGCCACAACAACCUGCUUAGCAAUUUCAUUUCCCAUAUGGUAGGCUCUCGCUGGACUUGGAGACUUCGCCGAAGCCAUCGCUCUCUUUGAAAAGGUUCUGGAACUCACUCCCUCCUCUACUCAAGCGAAGUUUGAGUUAGCUAAGGUGCGGAAUGCAUGGAAAAAGAUGCGUGAACGCCAGCGGCGUGCCUUUGGACGGAGCUUCAAGACCACGAUUUCAAAAGCAAAGCCUACUCGGACCAAACUAGACCGUAUAAAAGAGCUGGUGAGCCCUUGUUUGGUUUUUUCUCUGCAUGUUUUCAGUGGAUAUUUGAAUUUUAGCUGUGGGGCACACCGUGGACAGUCGAAGUCGACGGUCGAACUGUCGUACGCUGACAAAGACCAUCCCUAGAUGAGGGGAAUUGGCCAUUGGCCUUUAGUCAAGUAAUCAAUCCAGAUGUUAUGCGCCAGGAGUUUCACGCAACAUUUGCUAUCUUCCAGGUGCAUAUUUAUCAAAGCUUUGACUUAUAAACGUGACUGAGCAAUGCUCUUUAGUACUUUCGACUAUGUCGAGCUCCCUGAUAACCAAGGCCGCAUCGAUGAUAAAAGCUAGAAAUUUGGAGCACUUGAGCGCUUUGGCGAACUGACAGACGUUCGAGACAUUGCAAAUUUGGGACAGAACCCAUUCUUGAAUCGGACAGUUUAUUCCAAACUAUCUGUUUAACUACUAACAUGUGACCAGACAGGUCGUAGCGGCUGAAAUUUGUUGCUUACAGCCGUCUUUCGCACCACCUCUUACAUAACUUUUUUUCGCUACAAGUGCCACCGUUACCGUUUCGCCCUAUCAGCCCUCUUGGUGGCUGGAAUCUCCGUAGCCAUCGGAGCUGCCGUGACGCGGUAUCAAGAGUAA